AGCAAGCAUACCAAAAUGGCCAUCAGAAAAUCAAACAAGCUAACGCAGGGUGCAGUUGUGAAGCAAAUUAUUAAAAGGUGUUCGAGUUUGGGUGAGAAACACGGUUAUGAUGAUGGAGAUCACCUUCCCAUGGAUGUACCAAAAGGACAUUUUGCAGUUUACGUGGGAGAGAACCGAACUCGAUACAUUGUACCAAUUUCUUUCUUGACUCACCCUGAGUUUCAGUGCCUCCUCCACUGCGCUGAGGAAGAAUUCGGCUUCGAUCAUGACAUGGGAAUCACCAUUCCCUGUGAAGAAGUUGUUUUCCAAUCACUAACUUCCAUACUCCGGUAA
Lycium barbarum (goji berry) is the source of this 333-nucleotide messenger RNA. RefSeq names its product auxin-responsive protein SAUR50-like. NCBI's taxonomy places the organism in Eukaryota, Viridiplantae, Streptophyta, Magnoliopsida, Solanales, Solanaceae. Gene Ontology annotation, biological process: response to auxin. The record is from RefSeq and is a predicted model, not a curated record. The coding region runs from base 16 to 333 and encodes 105 amino acids. The transcript has a single exon.